GACGUUGCAAGGCCCUGAAAUCCAAAUUAGGAAUUUGCGACAACACAGUGUCACUCACUCAAACACGGCAACUCUCCCUAUGCAUUGCCUGCACUAAGUCUCAAUAGGUCCAUCCUACCCGGCCCAAUCAACUCACGAGUCUGCGGAGGUCUGCGGAGAUACGCAGUACGUCCACUUCGGAAGCCUCCUCCAUAUUUAUUUGUCCCUUUUUUUUGUCAUCCAGAUUGUCCUACCGAUGGGGUGAGCCAAUCGCAGGUACCCGUACCCAUACUUACUACCCGACCACAAUUAGACCGCGGGCAAGCCUCCAGCGCCUCAGUCCUAACAGGCGGUCUCUUAGGAGCGUGAUUCCAAUACAGUUGUCUAUGCCAUAAUGUAUAUGCCCUUAGUGUAUAUUUUCAAUACUGUAUCGAGUUUUCAAUGGUCCCACUGUGGGACAACGGCACUUUUGGAGGUGGGGACCAUUACGAGCUGCUCGAGCCGGCUGAGGAAAAACAAAUCGGGGAUUCCCUUGGGUUCGACUUGAAUGGUGAGGACAUGGCCAUUGUUGUUGCAGUCAGUCGAGAGAUCGCUGAGAACCAGGGUGAGGUGAUUGAAGCUGAUUCUGAUGACGACUCGGAAGAAGAUCAUGAUGCGGCCCCAGAGGUUUCCCGUGUAGAAGCACUAGCGCUAUGUCAGCGGCUCGAGGGAGCAUGCCUUCAGCAUGGACAUUCUCAGGACUCAACACACACACUUGAUUUGUUAAAGCAAAUCCGUCGUUUCCGUGCCCAAUUACAACGCGAGGAGCUAUUCCAUGCGAGGCAGACGACGUUAGAUUCGUUUUUUAAGUAG
Suillus subalutaceus is the source of this 831-nucleotide messenger RNA. RefSeq lists its product as uncharacterized. Lineage: Eukaryota; Fungi; Basidiomycota; Agaricomycetes; Boletales; Suillaceae. Bases 421 to 831 code for a protein of 136 amino acids. The transcript is spliced from 3 exons. The record is from RefSeq and is a predicted model, not a curated record.